Molecule: messenger RNA, 2233 nt
Organism: Capsicum annuum
Lineage: Eukaryota; Viridiplantae; Streptophyta; Magnoliopsida; Solanales; Solanaceae
Product: probable pectinesterase/pectinesterase inhibitor 34
Exons: 3
Coding region: 147-1955 (602 amino acids)
Biological process (GO): cell wall modification
Molecular function (GO): pectinesterase activity; pectinesterase inhibitor activity
Source: RefSeq, a predicted model, not a curated record
GGUCUAUCCAACAAUCAAGUUUCAACUCUACUUUCUUCUUUUGUUAGUCGAAACCAAAGAAGAAAAAGCCAGGCUCCAUUUGCUCACUCUACUAAUUGUCGGCAACUGCAUUUUUCUUUAUUGUAUUUCGAAAAUUAAAAGCCAAAAUGGACUACGCCAGGCUUGGAAAACCCAAGCCUAAAGAUCUCUCACGCCGAGAAAUACUCCCAAAAUUUGAAGAAAAUGCCCCUUCAGGGCCUACUCACAAGUCCAAACAUAAAAUCUUACUCAUUUUCUCAGGCAUCCUUCUACUUGCCUGUGCAAUUUCCGCAACAGUCUUGGUCACUGCCCGAAGUAAAACGGGAGCUACAGUGCAUCAUAUAAAGCCGAGCCACGCAAUUUCACGAACAUGUAGCCGCACUCGUUUUCCAACACUCUGUUUAAACUCUUUGCAUGAAUUCCCCGGCGCAAUCUCCGCCUCCGACGCCGACCUCGUCCACAUUUCCGUCAAUGUGACACUCCAACGUUUUGGCAAGGCGUUUUACAUGGCUUCCGACAUUAACAACCUCGACAUGGACAAGCAUACCAGGUCAGCAUACGAGGAUUGUCUUGAGCUUUUAGAAGAUUCAGUGUAUCUCCUCGCCCGCUCCUUAACCUCCGUCUCCCCCGGCACCGGAAAAUCAGCGCCGGGAAACAGUCACGACGUGCAGACGUGGCUAAGCGCUGCACUCACUAACCAGGACACGUGUACGGAAGGCUUCGCCGAUGUUAGUGGAAACGUGAAGGAUCAAAUGGCGGCAAAACUGAAAGACUUGUCUCAGUUAGUGAGCAACUGCUUAGCCAUUUUUGCUACAGUGAACGGCAACGGUGAUUUCACCGGGGUUCCGAUACACAAUCGUCGGCGCAGAUUAAUGGAAUCAUAUGAUCAUCAGGGUACUGUUGUGUCGGGGAACAAUAAGGAUUUCCCUGAAUGGUUGUCUCGGAAGGACCGAAUGCUACUGGACGCGCCAGUGACGGCAGUUCAAGCAGAUAUGAUUGUGUCAAAAGACGGUAAUGGAACGUUUAAGACGAUAGCAGAGGCAAUUAAGAAGCUCCCUGAUUACGGUACUCGCAGGAUAAUAAUUUACGUCAAGGCAGGAAGGUAUGAAGAAGAUAUCCUGAAAGUAGGGAGGAAAAAGACGAACGUGAUGUUCAUAGGUGACGGUAAAGGCAAGACGAUUAUAUCAGGUGGCAAAAGUGUAUCGCAGAAUAUGACGACAUUCCAUACCGCGUCUUUUGCGGCAACUGGAGCUGGUUUCAUUGCAAGAGACAUUACAUUUGAGAACUGGGCUGGACCAGGCAAGCAUCAAGCAGUAGCUCUUCGUAUUGGCGCUGAUCAUGCUGUGAUCUAUCGCUGCAACAUCAUUGGAUACCAAGACACUCUCUAUGUGCAUUCCCAGCGCCAAUUCUAUCGUGAGUGUGAUAUCUAUGGGACGGUUGAUUUCAUCUUUGGUAAUGCAGCAGUGGUCAUCCAAAACUGUAGCAUUUAUGCUCGAAAGCCUAUGGACUUUCAAAAGAACACAAUCACUGCUCAAAACAGGAAAGAUCCCAAUCAAAACACUGGCAUUUCAAUCCACGCUUGCAGAAUCGUAGCUACAUCUGACCUCGAGGCAUCUAAAGGGAGCUUCCCCACAUAUCUAGGCCGACCGUGGAAGCUGUACUCGCGAACCGUUGUCAUGUUAUCUUACUUGGGUGAUCAUAUACAUCCGCACGGUUGGUUAGAGUGGAAUGCUACUUUCGCUCUUGAUACAUUGUAUUAUGGUGAGUAUAUGAAUUAUGGGCCGGGAGCAGCCGUGGGGCAACGGGUGAAAUGGCCGGGAUAUCGUGUGAUCAAUUCCACGGAAGAGGCCAGCAAGUUCACUGUAGCGCAAUUCAUUUUCGGAUCAUCAUGGUUGCCUUCAACUGGCGUGGCUUUCUUGGCAGGGUUGAGUACCUGAACUUAAUGGUAUAAUGAACAUACUCCAAGAUGGAGUUUUAUGUAUUGUGCAGUGGUAUAUGAAUAACAUAUAUUUGUCCCAUUAAUAGUAUUCCCAUAAUUAGGUCGCUAAAUUGAAUUUGCUCCAUUGUUUUUUAUCUGAAUGAAGAAAUACUCCAGAUUAUAGCUUUAAUUGUUGAGUAAGUCCAUGUAAUUUGUUCUUCUUUUCUGUCAUUAUUGGAUCAGAUAUACAAAGGUAUCCUUUCAAUGAGAAGGUGGAAAGCUUUCACAUUUGUGCAA